Molecule: messenger RNA, 2126 nt
Organism: Nerophis lumbriciformis (worm pipefish)
Lineage: Eukaryota; Metazoa; Chordata; Actinopteri; Syngnathiformes; Syngnathidae
Product: major histocompatibility complex class I-related gene protein-like
Biological process (GO): immune response
Cellular component (GO): external side of plasma membrane
Source: RefSeq, a predicted model, not a curated record
AGUGCGGGAAAAUACUCAACAACCGUAAUGAAUUCCUCUCCUGUACCUUCUACGCGGUCUGGGUCAGCAGGUGGCAAAUAUCCACCAGCAACUCCCACAAAAAAGUCCGAGUAUAUCUUCCUGAGCUGUUUUCAAAGAUAUAUAUUUUUUUAACGUCUUGUCCCUCGUCGGCCACCGUACCUCUGGACACAAACCUCCGGUAUGACGUCACCACCGGAUUCCAAAGUACAUCACUUUUCCAACUUCGUGCCACAAGGCUGCUUAAAGUCUUUCACUUUCGUUUGGACGAGAAGAAUUGGUGCUAAAAUGGAGGAAGUGAUAUUCUUUUUUCUUCUCUGCUUCCGCCUCGCAUCUCCUGUGACGCACUCCCUGUGGCACGUGUACACGGUGACCACCGGCAUCCCCACGCUGCCCACCACGGUGGCGGUGGUGGUGGUGGACGGGAUCCAAACCGACCACUACGACAGCGUCAGCAACACCGCCGGGCCGUCCCAGGAUUGGAUGGAGCGGAUGACGGACCUGGACCCGGGCUACUGGAAGACCCAGACCGACUUCUGGGAGCGCCAAGACCACUUUGGGAAGAUCAACAUCGACAUUCUGAGGAAGCGCUUCAACCGCACUGAAGGUGUGCACGUGUUCCAGGUGUUGCACGGCUGUGAGUACGAUGAGGACUUGGGUGUGUUCCGGGGUUUCAACCACCACAGCUACGACGGAGAGGACACCUUGUACCUGGACAUGGAGGAGCGGCGCUGGAUCUCCCUGAAGCCUCCCAUGGACGCCACCCAGAGGAAGUGGAACGACAACCAGGGCUGGAUGGAGUUCAUGGAGCACCGCCUGCUGAACGAGUGUCCCCUGCGCCUCAAUCGCACCCUGGAACUCGGCCAAAGUGUCCUGCGCAGAAUCGAGCGUCCCCGGGUGUCUCUGCUCCAGACCAGUCCGUCCUCGUUGGUCAUGUGCCACGCCACGGGCUUUUACCCUGACGUGGCCAACAUGUUCUGGACCCGGGACCAGGUGGAGCUCCACGAGCACGUGGAGCACGGCGAGCUCCUGCCCAACCACGACAACACCUUCCAGCUCAGCGUGAGUUUGAACGUCAGCGCGCUGCCGCCACACGACUGGUCCAGGUACGCCUGCGUUUUCCGACUGUCUGGACUCCAGGAGAACAUCGUGGUCGGCUUGGACGCGUCCAAGAUCUUGACCAACUACGUGGAGCCUCCCGGCAUCCUCGUUCACGUCGCCGGCCCCCUCGCCGCCCUUGUGGUCCUCGCCGUUGCCGCCGCCAUCGGUUUUUUUGUUUGGAAGAAGAGACAAGCUCCAACUUUGUAGCAUGGCACUGAGGAGUAAAGCCAGAAGAUGGCGCCAUGAGGACAGUCUUCGUCUUGGUCAGGUGGACAAAGCAAAACUGAAUAGAAAGAAUGAAGUUAGUCUGGAACAAGAAGAAGGUUUAGUGUGCAAAGAAAGCAUUCAAAAGACAAAAUAAUUAACUUAAACCAUUUAAAAGACAUUCACCUAAAAAGCCAACAUGAGUUGAUUGUACACGUGCCAAAGUAUUAUGUUUGUUGUUCCAAGGAUGAGGAAACUAAGUGUUUGGACGCUAAAUCUUUAAUUGAUAAACAUCUAAACUCUUUAAACAUGUAAAAGUUGUAUUUCCUCUCAUGCUAACAUCACUGUGCUAACUGUAACGAGGCGGGUUGAGACCAUCGCUGCAAACUUGGAGCUUCAGCUGAAGAACAGAACGGCCGACUUUGACUGUUUUUCGCUGGCCUUUGGAUGAGAGCUGCGAUGUACAUGACCCCCGCCCAGCUGCUCAUCUUCUUACGUGGGAUAACUACAGACUUUCUAAUCACGGAGGAGCUGGCAGCCAUGCAGUCAAUUAAAACGGACAACCACAGGUAAUGACUUGUUCACAGAGGUAAAUGCUUGAGGACUGAAAUGGGACAAGCUGGCAGGUGUGACAACAGAUGGUUGUCCAAAUCUGACCGGGAAAAAUGUUGGACUUUUCAAGAGGAUGCAGGAUAAAGUGACAGAAAUUGACAUUUUUGCAUUGUAUUAUACAUCAGGAAGUGUUGUGUAAGACAGUGUUAAAAAUAAAACCAUCCAUCCAUCCAUCUUCUUCCGCUUAUCCG